Cygnus olor (mute swan) is the source of this 1128-nucleotide messenger RNA. Its product is annotated as cytochrome c oxidase assembly factor 7. The coding region runs from base 1 to 966 and encodes 321 amino acids. Gene Ontology annotation, molecular function: protein binding. The record is from RefSeq and is a predicted model, not a curated record. NCBI's taxonomy places the organism in Eukaryota, Metazoa, Chordata, Aves, Anseriformes, Anatidae. Gene Ontology annotation, cellular component: mitochondrial intermembrane space. The transcript has 3 exons.
AUGCAGGCAGCAAGUUGUGGAGUUGGUAGUAAAGCCCUGGCUCCUUGGUUGUGCAGUGUAUUAAUGCAUACACUAAUAUCUCGAGGUACAGAUUUGAUGACUGUGUGUAAAACCUCAGAAAUACGUAUCCUAAUGGCCCAAACCUUGGCAAGUAAAAUAUUGCAGAUGUAUUAUAUUUUGGGACUCCGCAGAAGGCUCCCGUGCCAGGGCUGGAUUCUUACGGCUCAGCGGGCACCGGGGCUGGGAGGAGGAGGAGGAGGAGGAGGAGAACGAGGAGGAAGAGGAGGAGGAGAAGGAGGAAGAGGAGGCGCCUGGGGGGCGGCCCCGUCAGCGCGGCGGCAUGGCCGGCCUCAUCAACUUCGAGGACGAGGAGGAGGCUGCCAGCGGCUCGCCGACUACCUGGACGCCGUGAGGAAGGACUUCCAGGCGGCGGCGCGAGUGCUGCGCGACAACUGCGAGGCUCACGGGCACGGCGAGAGCUGCUACAAGCUGGGGGCCUACCAGGCCAUCGGCAAAGGUGGACUCGACCCCGAUUUGAAAGCUGCCUACAACUCCUUUUUGAAGUCAUGUGAGAAAGGUGGGAAGAAGUCAGUAAAUGCCUGUCAUAACGUUGGGCUGUUGGCCCACGAUGGGAGGGUGAAUGAUGAUAAACCUGACCCAGUUGUUGCUAGAGACUAUUACACAAAGGCCUGUGAUGGCAAUUUUGCUCCUAGCUGCUUCAACCUCAGUGUAAUAUAUCUCCAAGGAGCGCCUGGGAUCCCUAAGGACAUGAGCCGUGCUUUGAAGUACUCGCUGAAAGGGUGUGAGCUGGGUCACAUAUGGGCCUGUGCCAAUGCCAGCCGAAUGUACAAACUGGGAGAUGGCAUUGAGAAGAAUGAUGCCAAGGCAGAGGAUUUGAAAAACAGAGCAAAACAGUUGCAUAAAGAACAGAAAGAAGCUUCAAGUUCUUUAACAUUUGGGGAGUAAAACUGUCAGUUGCAGUUACCAAGAAUGCAGUUUUAAAUGGCAAGUUAAUUUGUUAUUUAAAUCAUAUGAGCAUAUGGUUUUCACUCAAUAAAUGUCCUGUAAGUAUUUGCAUAUGCAAAUAAGUUUAUAUUUUUCUGGAUGCAAUAAAUGUGACUAACUCUG